Molecule: messenger RNA, 559 nt
Organism: Ailuropoda melanoleuca (giant panda)
Lineage: Eukaryota; Metazoa; Chordata; Mammalia; Carnivora; Ursidae
Gene: COX20
Product: cytochrome c oxidase assembly factor COX20
Exons: 4
Coding region: 1-429 (142 amino acids)
Biological process (GO): mitochondrial respiratory chain complex IV assembly
Cellular component (GO): mitochondrial inner membrane; mitochondrion
Source: RefSeq, a predicted model, not a curated record
AUGAGAGGGGACGGUAGCCCGGGAGUAGCAGCAGCAGAGGUGAAACAUGUUUUAGUUCAAGAUGUUACUUGGUUCAGGUAUAUUCUGGACUUGCUGAUGUGCGGAACAUGGCCCUUUAAGCUCCUAGGAAUUUUAGAUGUUGAAAACGUUCCCUGCGCACGGGAUUCGGUACUGUACGGUUCAUUAGGGUGUGCUGUGGCUGGCCUUGGACACUUUUUGUUAACUAGUAGGAUUAGAAGAUCAUGUGAUGUUGGAGUAGGAGGAUUUAUCUUGGUGACUUUAGGAUGCUGGUUCCAUUGUAGGUAUAAUUAUGCAAAGCUAAGAAUCCAGGAAAGAAUUGCCAGAGAUGGAAUUAAAAAUAAGAUUUUGUACGAAAGUACCCACCUUGAUCCUGAAAGAAAACAAAGCACCAGCAAGGGCAGCAGCUGAGCGGAGUCUCAGGCAUGGAAGCCCGGAUACAACCGUGGGGUCAGUGCGAAUACACUGGAGGCAAUUCUGUUAGACCUCUAUGGACCAUUAGACUUUCAAUCAAGUAAUAAAUAAAAGAUGUGUUGGUGUA